AUGGCUCAACGUAAAGCAGAAAAAAUGGCAAUAAAUCCAUUUUGUAUAUUACAUUUAGUUCAUAGUGGAAUAUUAUCUUCUUUAAAUUCAAUGAAUAUUUUUAUGAUUUGUGAUAUAUCAAAAGGAAGAAAAAAAGAAAUUCAGGAAUUUUAUCAAAUGUACGAAUUAUUUCAUUACUUUUUAUCUUCAAUUCCAUAUUGUUCAUCACUUAAAAUAUUUUUAAUUUCCAAAACGAUUAAAAUAAUACAUUCUCUUAAUUUUAGUAAAUUUGAAAAACCUGACAUUCUUCCAUUUUUUAAAGAAGAUGAUGAUAAUAGUUCAUCUAUAAUACCACUUAUUGACGUUUUAAAUAUAUUAAAAAAAGAAAAAAUGAAUUAUGGUAAUAGAAUUGUUUUCAUUGACUCUCUUUUUCUCCCAAAUGAAUUACAAAUUUCAAAAGAGCUUGAAAUAGUAAAGAAAAGAUCUAUAACAAUUUGUUUUCUUCAAAGUGAUAACAAUAUUCUCAAUCCGUAUAUUAAAACAAAAGUACCUAUAGAAUUAUUUAAAUAUUAUAUUAAUGAACAUUGUUUUAUUCCUUUUCAAUUUGAACAAAAAAUAAAAGGAUAUUCAAUUGAAUUAGAAUUUGUUCAUUGGAAUGCACUAUUAUUUCCAGUAAAAAAAGAUAAUAAUGAAAUGGUUAUUGAAUAUCAAAAAGGAAAAAUAGUUAUUGACACAUCAACUACUAAAAUAGAAGUAAAUAAAAUUGCUGAAGGAAAUGAAAAUGAAAUUAUUGAUUGUUUUGAAGGACAAAAAAUUAUUAAAAUAUUUGUAGAUGAAUUUAAUACUCGUUGUGAAUGUUGUGGAUUAAAAAAUAAACAAAUUCAGUUUGAAAAAAUGUAUUGUUUUACUCCAAAUAUAAAUAAUCCUUUUUCAAGAUAUAUAUUAUUAACUCAGGGUUUAAAUUCUAAAUCUAUUAUUUCACAUGAUAUUAUUCAAGCAUUUAUACAUUUUGUAUUCAUUCAAAGUGAGGAAACUAUAUUCAUUGAUGAAAUUUAUGGAACUAACCAUGAAAAUAUAUUUAUUAUCUCUUCGGUUGUUAUUCAUUGUAAUUCUACAUCAAAAUUUUAUUAUUGGAAAAGAAGACAUUCGACAAACUCACAACCUCAUAAAUGUAAUAUAUAUUGUAAAGUCUUUGGAAUAUUUAAACAGAAAAAAAUUCCUAUUGCUGAACUAGAAAACUAA
Molecule: messenger RNA, 1221 nt
Organism: Entamoeba histolytica HM-1:IMSS
Lineage: Eukaryota; Evosea; Mastigamoebida; Endamoebidae
Exons: 1
Coding region: 1-1221 (406 amino acids)
Source: RefSeq, a predicted model, not a curated record